AUGGCAGCCCUGGGCCUGGGUGGGGCCCGGCGGGGGCCGCAGGCGCCGAGUGGCCUUGCCAAGCCCCGCCAGCGAGAACCAGGGGAGGCUGCGAUACUGCUGCAUUGUGCUGCAUCACGGGCGGGCGCCGCGGCGGCUCCGCGACCCGAGGCGGCUCCCGCCCAGCCCUGGGAGAGCGGGGACGGCAGGGAGGGCGGGGGGCGGGCGCGAGGAUGGGCGGGGGUGGGGGCGCCGGGCCGCCGCCUCCGUUUCAGCUGCAGCGCGGCGCAGCCGGGACCACGCCUGGCCGCAUCUCCCGUACCGUUACGCUCAAAGCCCGGCCCUGUCAACACCGCCCCCGCUCGCCACCAGCCGGGGCUAGAGAGAGGGCACCCGAAAAUACACCCUCCCGUCUGCCCACUUCGCAACCACCCCCGCGCCGGGGGCCGCUGCGCCCGGCUGGAGGGAGGAGGCGGCGGAGGCGGGGAAGGAAUCGGCCCCAAUGCGUCCAGGGAUGAGGCUGGGCGGCCGCGGUGCGCACGGCUGCUCUGCGACCGCCUCACUGCGGAGCCCGCCGCCCCCCGCCCCCCGCCCCCCGCCCCGCACCGCCCGCGUACUCAGACGCCACUGGAGACCCGGCUCCCCGCGCCGCCCCCGCCCGGGCUCUACAGCUUCCCCGCCCCCACCCCGCUCCCCGGGCGCAGGGCAACGGCGGGACAGCCGCGUCCUCCCGGCCUGGGCCCGCGCCCCUCCUCCCGCCGCCCAGGAGCCAGCCCGGGAGACAGCCCCAGUUCUGCCCAGCCUGAUGAAGACCGGUGGUGACCUCUCCGUGGGAAACCUGGGCGAUGGAGGGAAGGCGGUUGUUCCUCGGCGAAGUCAAGAUCUUCCUCCUUUAUGAGUGAUUUUUCACCCUUUCCCUCGGGGUAGCUGGUAAUAGACCCUACAAGUGGUUCGUCCAACUCUUGCCUCUCUCGCCGUGAAGCCGGCUCACUUUAGCCUGAUUCGGGUGCCCUUCCCGAGCCACUCCUAGGAAGUGGGGACGUCCCGGGUGCGGUGGAGGCCCCGCGAUGGCCUGAGGGCUUGAGUUCUCCCCCUACCCAUGUACCGUGAGAUGGACACGGGACGUUUCCUCGAGACUUGGCAAGUGCUAGAGCCGAUUCUCAACCAGCUUGCCUACCCUCGCAAUCCCCGAAGCUAUGUAGAAAUUCUGGAACCGCCACUGUUGAGGAGAAAAGAUGGUGUCAUCACCAGGACCACGAAUAGAAAUGCUCUUUAGAAAACAGCCUGGAGAAACUGACUUUCUGCCUGCUCUGUAAGUGCCCAAAGCGGCACCCUAAGCCUUCAGAGCGAAGAGGGGCCUUCUCCGUUGUUUAAAAAAAGCCCUAAGGCUUUUCUCCUAAAGAUCUGACCCUCAAUACCUGAAUAAAAAUUUUUUCAAAAAAUAAAUAAUAAUGAUGAUAAUAGUCAAACAGCUAGGAUCAUGCUUAUGUCUCAAAUCAGUAGACAUGAUGGAUUUAUAUUUUUGUAUGUAUUUUUCAUGAAUCUUUUAAAAUAAAACUAAACAAAAUAGUC
Molecule: messenger RNA, 1551 nt
Organism: Balaenoptera musculus (blue whale)
Lineage: Eukaryota; Metazoa; Chordata; Mammalia; Artiodactyla; Balaenopteridae
Product: translation initiation factor IF-2-like
Exons: 3
Coding region: 1-801 (266 amino acids)
Source: RefSeq, a predicted model, not a curated record